Microdochium trichocladiopsis is the source of this 1478-nucleotide messenger RNA. RefSeq lists its product as uncharacterized. Lineage: Eukaryota; Fungi; Ascomycota; Sordariomycetes; Xylariales; Microdochiaceae. The record is from RefSeq and is a predicted model, not a curated record. Gene Ontology annotation, biological process: generation of catalytic spliceosome for second transesterification step; RNA splicing. Gene Ontology annotation, cellular component: U5 snRNP; U2-type post-spliceosomal complex; U4/U6 x U5 tri-snRNP complex. The coding region runs from base 275 to 1378 and encodes 367 amino acids. The transcript has a single exon.
GAAGGGGGGGCCUACGUUACUCACUCAACUACAACACCACCUCCAUCUUGGCACCUACCGCGACUCGGUUUACGGGAUCAACCAAUCCCCUCGCCCCCAUCCAUUCGCGCUGCUGCUCCGUUCUUCGACAUCCCAGCAGUCUCCGGAUUCUCCUGGCGCAGCGGCCAUCAUCACGUUCUCGACUGCAACGACCUCCCACCAGCACCCAACCCCAACAACAUCGCACCACCCACGAGGCUGCGACAAUCACAUCCGAACAAGAGGACAAACCACCAUGGACUUUGCAGCGCUUAUGGCGGCGGAGAUCGCCAAGUCGAAACCAUCAGGCGCAUCCGACACCAAAUCCAAAAAGUACAUCUCCAAACGACAAGCCGAGGCCGAGCGCGAGGCCGCUUACCACGCGGAGCAGGCCGCGCUCGAGGCGAAGCGGGAGGCAAAGGCCGCGGAGAAGCGCAAGCGGGAGGAGGAAGAGGCCGAAGAACAGGCCCAGUACGAGGAGAAGAGGCGGCGGCUGGCCGAGGAGACGAGGCGGCACCGCGAGGAGAAGGCCGAGGCCGAGGAGCGCGCGCGGAGGAAACGCCUGGGCCUGCCCGAGCUGCCGCAGGGCGGGAGUCAGAGCGGGGAUGGAGACGCCGAGGAAGGCGGCGAGAAUGGCUCCGCCACAGACAUCCCCGACGACGACCUGUUUGAGAAGCUCAGAGCCCUGGGGGAGCCGGCCAGGCUGUUCGGCGAGUCGCACAACAGCCGGCUCAAGCGGUACCGGCGCCUGACAACCGUCGUCACGUCCGGCCCGAUACCAACGACACUAGAGCCCGUCGAGGAGAAGGACAUGAAAGUGUGCGACCCGGAGGACGUCCCACCGGCGAGCGACAAGGCUGGACGGCAUUACCUCUUCCGACAGCUGGCGUCGUACUUCACCAUGGUUCUGCGGGAGUGGGAGAUUGCCCUGGCGCGCGAGCAACUGGCGAACAAGGACAAGGAGCAAGAGCAGGCCUCGUACGCCAGCAAGGCUGCGAUCAACGCAAUGAUCUCGUCGCGCGACAACAUGCGACCUUUGUUCCGCAAAUUUGAAAAGGCCGACGUGCCCGACGACAUUCUCAAGCCUGUCGUCGAGAUCGUCAAAGCCGCGCAGGAGCGCCGCUAUGUCGACGCCAACGAUGGUUACCUGCGCCUCAGCAUCGGCAAGGCUGCGUGGCCCAUUGGUGUUACCAUGGUGGGUAUCCACGAGCGUAGCGCUCGUGAAAAACUGCACAACGGAGAGCGCGGGCACGUCAUGGGUGAUGAGGUUACGCGCAAAUAUCUCCAGAGCAUCAAGCGUUGCCUGACAUUCGCGCAGGUUCGGUGGCCGCCGAGCGAUAUCCGGCAGCUCAUGGGGUAGUGCUUGAUUCUCCAAGGUCGGCGAGCUGAGCUUCACGCCAGGCUACAAUACACAGUUUUACCUACUCCGCCAUUAUUGAAGUGACUGUAUCUGGGUGACC